UUUCUCUACAAAAUUAUCCGAUAAAAACGAAACGGAGCAAAAAGAAAACAAAAAAACCCGCUACAAUUUUGGAGAUCAAACGCUUCGAUUUCCAAUGAUUACUUAUCGUAUUUCCAUCGACGAUAGAAAAGGAAAACUAUUGUGUUUCCUCUUAUUGUUGCCUUUCGAUUCUGUGACUUAAUCCCGAUCCACUCUAUGUUGUUGCGGUCGUUGAAAUCGAGAACGAAGCUUGGGAUUUUAAAAUUCGGGUUUGUGGAAUAUUUUAAUUGAUCGAUCUGUGAGUCGGACGAAGGUGCGGGAGAAUCGAUGAUCUGGGGGUUCAAUGCGUUUUUCUGAAUCCCGAAGGAAGAAUUGAAAUGGGGUUUUUCGGUACUAUAUUGGGCCUUUUCGGAUUCGGCGUUGGGAUCUCCAUUGGACUCGUUGCUGGUUACUUUCUUUUCAUCUACGUUCAACCCAACAAUGUUAAGGAUCAUAAAAUUCGUCCACUUGUUGAAGAAGACACAGCAACAUUGCAGCGGAUGCUUCCUGAGAUACCAUUAUGGGUGAAAUGUCCAGACCAUGAUCGUGUUGACUGGCUCAACAGGUUUAUUGAAUAUAUGUGGCCCUAUCUUGAUAAGGCAAUAUGCAAAACAGCGAAGAAUAUUGCCAAACCUAUAAUUGCAGAGCAAAUUCCCAAAUUUAAGAUUGAUUCUGUUGAAUUUGAAGCACUGACAUUGGGGUCCUUGCCACCAACUUUUCAAGGCAUGAAAGUCUAUGUUACAGAUGAGAAGGAGUUGAUAAUGGAACCUUCAAUAAAAUGGGCUGGGAAUCCAAAUGUCCUCGUUGCUGCCAAGGCAUUUGGACUGAAAGCAACAGUUCAGGUUAUAGAUUUGCAAGUUUUUGCAGCUCCACGUAUUACCUUGAAGCCAUUGGUUCCGAGCUUUCCUUGUUUUGCGAAUAUCUUUGUUUCACUCAUGGAAAAGCCACAUGUUGAUUUUGGGCUAAAGCUUGUUGGGGCUGACCUUAUGUCUAUUCCAGGUCUCCACCAGUUUGUUCAGGAGACUAUUAAAGAUCAGGUUGGCAACAUGUAUCUAUGGCCUAAAACCCUGGAGAUAGCAGUUAUGGAUGCAUCAAAAGCCCUAAGGAAGCCCGUCGGACUUCUUGAUGUGAAGGUCGUGAGGGCCAAAGGGCUGAAAAAGAAAGACCUUUUAGGUGCUUCAGAUCCUUAUGUGAAAAUGAAGAUUACUGAGGAAAAUCUACCGUCAAAAAAGACCACUGUGAAACAUAAGAAUUUGAAUCCUGAAUGGAAUGAGGAGUUCAGCUUGGUGGUUAAAGAUCCAGAGUCCCAAGCCAUAGAAUUCCAAGUUUAUGACUGGGAGCAGGUUGGCAAACAUGAUAAGAUGGGCAUAAAUGUAGUCCCUUUGAAAGAUCUUCCUCCUGAUGAGCUGAAAGUUUUCACUCUUGACCUGCUGAAGAACAUGAAUUCGAAUGAUCCUCAAAAUGAUAAGAAUAGGGGACAGAUUGUGGUUGAAUUGAUGUACAAGCCAUUUAAGGAAGGCGAAGUAGCAGCAGACUUUGAUGAAACAAUGAAGGUAAAGGACGCUCCUGAAGGAACGCCUGAAAAUGGAGGUCUACUCGUAGUUAUCGUUCAUGAAGCUCAAGAUGUUGAAGGCAAGCACCACAACAAUCCAUAUGUGAGGCUUCUUUUCAAAGGGGAAGAGAAAAGAACUAAGCGUUUGAAGAAGAACAGAGACCCCAGAUGGGAGGAAGAGUUUGAAUUUAUGCUGGAAGAACCACCCACAGAUGACAAAUUAUAUGUGGAAGUUCUCAGCUCCUCAUCAAGAAUGGGCCUCUUGCAUCCCAAGGAAUCUCUAGGAUACGUCGAGAUCGGUCUGUCUGACGUUGUUACCAACAAAAGGAUAAAUGAAAAAUACCAUCUUAUAGACUCAAAGAAUGGAAGGAUUCAGAUUGAGCUCCAAUGGAGGACUUCAUCCUGAACUCACUCCUUUUUCUUGCUUAGUUUUCUCUUCUUUGGAGCCAGAGGAAUACAUACAGCAAGAGGGACAGGAAAGACAUUUCCCCCCUCCUUUUAUGAUAUCAGAUUCAUUUGUUAUAUUUUUCUUUAUGUACAUGGACGGUGAUUAAAUAAAGCAGUCAAAAUUUCCUUUCACAAUUUGGGAUUGGUAUCAAUACUUUUGUAACAGAAUGGCAGAAUUGAAA
Molecule: messenger RNA, 2199 nt
Organism: Momordica charantia (bitter melon)
Lineage: Eukaryota; Viridiplantae; Streptophyta; Magnoliopsida; Cucurbitales; Cucurbitaceae
Source: RefSeq, a predicted model, not a curated record